AUGAUUAAUGAUGGUCAACAUAUAACAAUAUUUUUUACUUAUCUUUAUGCAAAUUGUUCUAUGGAUGACACAGAAUUUAUUAAUAUUAAAUUUAAUUUUUCAUUACAUUCAUAUUUUUGUAAUAUUUUAAUAUGUGAUGAUAUAGCAUCAUAUCGAGAUAAUUCAUCAUUUCAUGCAAAUCUUCCACUUGGUCAAAAAAUAGGAUUCAAUGUGUGGACACGUGAAACAAUUUUUGUUUGA
Molecule: messenger RNA, 240 nt
Organism: Rotaria sordida
Lineage: Eukaryota; Metazoa; Rotifera; Eurotatoria; Philodinida; Philodinidae
Source: the annotation of a GenBank genome assembly